Messenger RNA from Monodelphis domestica (gray short-tailed opossum), 5166 nucleotides. RefSeq names its product calcium/calmodulin dependent protein kinase kinase 2 (gene CAMKK2). Gene Ontology annotation, molecular function: ATP binding; protein serine/threonine kinase activity. Lineage: Eukaryota; Metazoa; Chordata; Mammalia; Didelphimorphia; Didelphidae. The record is from RefSeq and is a predicted model, not a curated record. Gene Ontology annotation, biological process: CAMKK-AMPK signaling cascade; protein phosphorylation.
GCGGCCAAUCCCGGGACCCGGCGGCUCGUUCCUCCUCCUCCUCCUCCUCCUCCCUCCCCGGCUCGGGGAGGCCCGGCCUCAGCCAAUCGGCGGCGCCGCCCGCGCCGGCUCGGCCACCCCAGCCCCGCCAGCCAGCAGCCCGGCCGCCGCCGCCGCCGCUGCCGCCGCAGUGGCCGCCCCUGCCCUAGCCCCGAGGCGCCAGGACCCCGGGCAGCCCCGGCAGCGGAGCGCAGGACCCAGCGCCGGGUCAGAGCUGGCAGAUGGGAGAGCCCCAGCAGACUGGAUGAAGCCGGCGUGGGCACCAUGUCAUCAUGCGUCUCUAGCCAGCCCGCCCCCACCCCCUCGGAGAGACCUGCAUCUCGGGAUGAGAACCCAAAGUCCCGUGAGGCCCUUCACGGGCUCUCGUCCCUGAGCCUCCACCUGGGCAGCAUGGAGUCCUUCAUUGUGGUGACUGAGUGUGAGCCUGGCUGUGCCAGUGGGGCGCAGGGCCAGGACCAGCCGGAGGAGCAGAUGGAGCAGGGCGGGGAGGAGGAGGAGGUUGUCCAGGCACCCACAGACCCCGGGCCCCAGGCCCGGCCCCAUCUCUCUAGCCGCAAGCUGUCCCUGCAGGAGCGGUCCCAGGCCACCCCGUCCCCUGGAGGGAGUGGGAGUGUCAACGGCCGCUUUAUCUACCCCUCUCUGCCCUACUCUCCAGUCAGCUCGCCCCAGUCCUCUCCCCGGCUGCCCCGCAGGCCCACAGUAGAGUCUAGACACGUCUCUAUCACCGGGAUGCAGGACUGUGUACAGCUUAACCAAUACACGCUGAAAGAUGAGAUCGGGAAGGGUUCCUACGGAGUGGUCAAGCUGGCUUACAAUGAAGACGACAAUACUUACUAUGCCAUGAAGGUGCUUUCCAAAAAGAAGCUGGUGCGGCAGGCGGGCUUCCCACGUCGCCCCCCACCCCGUGGCACCAAACCCGCCUCGGAAGGCUGCAUCCAGCCCAAGGGUCCCAUUGAACAGGUCUACCAAGAGAUUGCUAUUCUCAAAAAGUUGGACCAUCCCAAUGUGGUGAAGCUGGUGGAGGUCCUGGAUGACCCAAAUGAGGACCAUCUGUACAUGGUGUUUGAGCUGGUCAACCAGGGGCCUGUGAUGGAGGUGCCAACAGUUAAGCCGUUGACUGAGGAUCAGGCCCGGUUCUACUUUCAAGAUCUGAUCAAAGGCAUUGAAUACUUGCAUUACCAGAAGAUCAUCCACCGGGAUAUAAAGCCUUCCAACCUCCUGGUUGGAGAGGAUGGACAUAUCAAGAUCGCUGACUUUGGUGUGAGCAACGAAUUCAAGGGAACCGAUGCCCUCCUCACCAACACUGUGGGCACUCCCGCCUUCAUGGCGCCUGAAACGCUGUCCGAGACUCGGAAGAUCUUCUCUGGGAAGGCUCUGGACGUAUGGGCCAUGGGAGUGACCUUGUACUGCUUCGUCUUUGGCCAGUGCCCUUUUAUGGAUGAACGGAUCUUGUCUUUGCACAGUAAGAUCAAAAGCCAGGCUCUGGAGUUCCCAGACCAACCGGAUAUUGCCGAUGAUCUGAAAGACUUGAUUGUCCGCAUGCUGGACAAGAACCCGGAGUCCAGGAUCAUCGUUCCUGAAAUCAAGCUGCACCCCUGGGUCACAAGGCACGGGGCGGAGCCGCUGCCCACGGAGGAUGAGAACUGCACCUUGGUGGAGGUGACGGAAGAGGAGGUGGAGAACUCUGUCAAACACAUCCCCAGCCUGGCAACUGUGAUUCUUGUGAAGACGAUGAUCCGUAAACGAUCUUUUGGGAACCCCUUUGAGGGCAGCCGGCGGGAAGAGCGCUCUUUGUCUGCUCCUGGAAACCUGCUCACAAAAAAACAAACAGGGGGAUGUGUGCCCUUCCUGGAGUCCAAGCAGGAAGCAAGGCAGCGAAGACAGCCUCAGGGGCACCGACCUGCCAAAUGUGGGGGAGGAGGAGGUGGUCUGGUGAAAAUGGCCACAGGAGUGGAAGUCCAGGCCCCCGGCCCCCCGAUGGAUGACGGGCACCGGCCGCUACCCCCACCAGGAGAAGAAGUGAUGGAGCCCGAAUAACCUCAGCUGGGCAUGUCACGGGGCCCCGUGCUGCCAACACACACUGUCUCCAUCGCCGCAUGUCUACCAAAACUGACCACUUGUGUAAAGUGUCGCCCGUCAUCUUCGGUUGUUUCUUUUCCGUUGUCGUUUUAAGGGGUGGGGGUGGGGGGGAGGCAUGGCAUCUACUCCAGGACUCGGAUGUUGGCCUUCAGCCGGCUGGCCGGCCAAUGGAGAGGAGCUGCGGGCUCCCCAGCUGGACGCCGUGAGGGUGAGGUGGCGGAUGGGGCGACUCCUCCAGAGAGAAAUGUUUGAUGCCAAAUAUUUCAAGUCUUGUCAAAUGGGCCGGGCUGCCGCGAGUGAGUGUCCCAGGGCGUUCCUUUGGCAAAGCGGCCACCUAGGAAACGUUGCCCCCCUCUCGUUCUUGACUCGCCUCCUCUCCCGAAUGGUGCCAGGCUCCGGGCAGAGUCUGAAUAGCCCCGGUGAGUCUCAUUCAUCCCAAGGACUUGCAUUCGCCCCUGGCCUCCAUCCCUCACUGGUGAAGGAUGUUCCUUAUUCAGACAAACGAACUUGUGGAUGUAGAAUGAACUUGGGAACGGAAGGGCUCCCCAUUCAUCGAGGAGUUGGGGGGGGAGCUCAGGGAGGGUGUGCAGUCCCCCUGGGGCUCAAUCUGUUGUUAGCUUCCAAAGGGCAGCACAAAGGAGAGUGCAUUUCUGAAAUAGAUGACUGAGCUAAUAUGUUUAUUACUGUUAACUUAAAAAAAUUCAGGGUGAGAUCCAACACUUCCAUGUACAUUACAUGGCUUAAGAUUUUUAAUUAUUUGAAUAGGUUAGAAUUUAGAGUUCAGAAAUUAUCUAGACAUCAGCUUCGUGCUUUUCAAAAAUAAAAUGCUCUCUUUAGAGCUUCUGAAGGGAGGAACGGGGACUUUCAGAACUGCUGGGGCGGCGUCUCCCUCUCCAGCAUCUUCUCUUGUACAUGGGAGAGGCCGCUGGUGUCUUGUUUCCACCUUCUAUAAUACCAGCUGGCUGUAGAGCUGGUGAGUUCUUGGGCUGCCGUGCAGGAAGUUUCCUCCCAGCUGUCACGUAUAUGGUAAAUCUUGCCGUGAAACCUUCCUGGAAAGCCACGAGGUCACUUCUGGUCUACAUAGCAGUCCCCAGGUGGCAGGUGAGCCGGGUCUCUGCUGUCACUUUGAGAUGUUCUUCCUGGUGGUAGAAAAUGGGAAUAAGUUCCUUUUUUCUCUUCCCACCAAGAGCAUGACUAUGCAUUCUUUUUUUAGCUUGGAAUCUGCUUCCUGCCAGAUACACAGGUCGGUCCUAUCUGAGGCCCCAACAAAAGGGGAAUUAGCAAGGUUCCACCUUGGUGUCUUGGCUCCAAAGCACACCUUUCUUACACAUUCUAAGAGCUCCGAUUGGAUGGAGUCCUUCAGGCUCCUGGGACGACUUGCACUAGUCCGAAUGGCUCAGUAGCCACAGAGAUGAGCAGGGCCUGGUGCCCUCCUAGAGGGGUUUGGGCUCCGUCCCUUUCCCCUUGAGCGCUGCUUGGGCAGACGCGCUGCCUGUCCUAGAGCACGAGACACAGGCGGGUGAGAGGCAGAGUCAGGAAAGCCAAGGGCUCAGUCAGACGGCUUGCUGUUCUGACAUCCAACCAUUAACGCGGUUUCCUGGUUGUCUUUGACCCCAGACUGCAUCCUCAACGGCACAACUUUGAAUCGACACGUGGUUGGCUCCUGCCAGGCGCCUCUUGGAGGUGGCGACUGUUAAUCUUAGACUUAGUCCCGGGGUGCGCGAUGGCCGGACAGUGCACGGACCUGGAACCGAACCUCCCUUCUGUUUACAUAACUGCAUCGGGCCGUCACAUUUUCAGGGGUCUUGGGUCUCACUGUGGUUUCUGAUGUCUGCGCUGCGGGUCAGCCAAAGAUCAGAGAUUUAUAGCUAAAAGGGACCUUAGAGGUCAUCGAAUCCAGCCCCCUCCCCUUUAUUUUACAGAUAGAGGAAACUGAGGUUAGAGACUGGCCCGAGGUCACACAGGCGGUCCAUUGGCAGGGCCAGGAUUCAAACCCAGAGUCUUUGACUUUAAAUUCAUUUAUUUUCAGGCCAAUCUCACACCAGGGUUUUCAUGGUAUAGUCAGGAGGGCACUUCCUUUGGCACAAAUUUUUUGGAGUUCAAGUCCUUAAAAAAAAAAUUAAAAGCACAGCUAUUAGGGAAGAUGAAUGACCCCUGAGGACCUUGGGCUUUUUUUUUCCCCCCAAGUCCAAGCAACAGUUGAGUAAAUGCAAACAUGGAAGAAAAGGGCACUCAGCCUUUCUUCCUUCCCCUGUUUUGAAGAGAGACAGAGAAUAAGGACGUGGGUUCAAAUCUUAUCUCUGUCCUUUAUGAGCAGUAUAAUAACCUUGGGCCAAUCCUCUCUCUGGACCUCAUGUGUGUAUGGGGGCCGAGGUCCCUUUCUAACUCCUAAAACAACGAUCCCAGAGCCCGUUUCAUCAUUCUGCCAAUUUUCUGUCUUGGAGGUCAGAGUUUGGUGGAGGCAGCUUGGGUGCGUGUUGGGGGUGAGGGGAGGGAGCCUCCAAAUCAGCCUCAGAGGCAAGCAGCUCUGGCCACCUCAUGGGUCUCUUUUCUCUCUUUCUCCUCUCUUCAUUUUCCUUCCAGUGGCAAUGUGUGGGUCCUGCAGAUCCCAAUAUUAGCAUCCAAGAUGUGACUCUCCCUUCCCUAGUUAGGAUUGCCCCCUCCUCUAUUUCUCGGCAGCAGUGAGUUUAGUGCUUCUCGAAACGAUAGAAAGCUGUGGUUUCCACUGGCCUCCAGAAAUGCCGGGGAAAAGAAAGAGGCUGAGCUGGGCUUGAGCUCCAUCUUCUCUAUGGUUCAUGGGAUGCAGCAGGUUUGGAGAGAUUGCUGCUGCCUUUUCCAUUCUGUGGUUUCUUCAAUGCCCGAUGCUUGUAUUCAUUCCUAGUCCUUUUUACUAUGCAUUUUCCUUUUAUCAGGUGUACAGAGUUAAAUACUGUGUAUUUAUCACUUAAAUGACAUGAACUUAAGAGAAAAAAAAUGAAACUUUGGUGUUUUUUUUUUUCCACAGAUGUUGAAGCUUCUCUGUAAACUCAAAAUAAACAGAUAGCAAAA